AGAACGUUCAAUCUCUCUCUUCCUUCUUAUCACUACGCUACUGAGGUUAGCUAUUAUCGCCAACCUCACUACCACCACCAACACAUUUGGUAUUUACCACAUACCAGUCAUCUCAAAUCUUUCCAGGGCCAUUCAAGGUCAAUCCCCCUUCGAAAUCAAGUGUCAUUUAGUCCUUAACAGACACUGAAUCUCUCAGGUUUGCUGUCAAUCGCGUUUAUCUUGCUUGUGUCUCACGGCGACGCGACUGUCGUCGCACUUCAUUGUGAACAUGGCUCCUCAAAACGCAAACCCACCUUCCCUCCCUCCUACCGUGGAGGAGGCGUACCGUCGCAAGUGUAUCCAAUUGAAGGCGCGCACCAAGGAGAUUCAAGAGGAGGCCGAAGCCUAUCAUUUACGACUUGGCCGACUCGAACGUCAGGUCCAGAAAAUGCGUCUCGAGCGCGCUUUUCUUCUAGAACAGAUUGCUAAGCGCACAAGCACCAAUGUCGAGGAUUCUGACGGUAGUCCCAGUCCCCCACCUACUCCCAAGGACAAGCCUCUGCGAACCAAGCGCGGCCACCGGAAGCCUUCGUUGCUCCAUGCCUCUGAGCCCGGCGGUGGCAGCAACGCGACUUUCAUUAACCAGAACCUGAACACUCUCUCUCCGAGCUCCGAUGCAUUCUCGCACUCCCAGUUGGAUACACAGAAAGACCAUGGCCGAGGUGGUAUGAAUGGUGUGAUCAAACGACCCAAGCGACCGAGCAAUGCUUUCGAGAUCUACUGCAAUGAUACCCGACCUGUCCUCCAAUCUCAGUACAAGGAUAAGAUUGCGGCAGGCGAGUUCCGACUCGAAGAGGAGCUUGCGCGAGGUUGGAAGGACCUGCCCGAGAAAGAGAAGGAGGAGUUCCAGGUCCGCUACGAGCAAGAGCUGGCCCAGUAUAAGGAGGCUGUCGAGGAAUAUAAGCGUGGCACCAAGGGCGAUGCUACUCGCGAUCGUUCGCGCGCCCGCGGUGACCGAGACAAUGCCAGUAGUCGUGCUAGCCGUGGAGGCGGAGGAUCACGCUCUGCCCGUUUCGAGGAUGCCCAAGAUGACGAGGAAGCCGACGAAGACCAGGACAUUGAGAUGGCGGAUGCCGGGGCUGCUGACCAGGACACGGAUCCCGAAACUGAAGUCGAAGAGAAUGAUGGAGCUGGUGACGAUUAGGCGGUUUCUUUUCUUGCACGAAAUCGACGCGAUGCGAUUCAAUGCGAUCCGAUGCAACUAAUGGCGUUUUACGGUAUUACGGGAUACUAGCACUUUUUGCUAGCACUUUGCAUUUUGCGUCUACGUUUGUACUAUUACUGCCUAACCCAUAAUCGAGGAACCACAGGGCUUUGACUAGGUGGUUUGGAAGGGAUAAGGGGCUAGGGAAGAAAAAAACACAGGAAGCUGGAGUCAUGAUAGGUAACUUAACUGGAAGUUAGUUAGUCCUCUCUCCCCACCCUUUUCAGAGAAGGAGUGUGCCGGUUUAGAUGAAGACUACCUUAUUCAGCACGCAACGCAUAUGAAUACAAAGAACAAAGUUUUCCUCAUUACUACACUGGUGCCAUGGUUAUUAGUGAUCGAUUCCACCUAAUUAAGUAUCUG
This is a messenger RNA of Hypoxylon fragiforme, 1606 nucleotides long. RefSeq lists its product as uncharacterized. NCBI's taxonomy places the organism in Eukaryota, Fungi, Ascomycota, Sordariomycetes, Xylariales, Hypoxylaceae. The transcript has 3 exons. Gene Ontology annotation, molecular function: DNA binding, bending. The record is from RefSeq and is a predicted model, not a curated record. Bases 269 to 1183 code for a protein of 304 amino acids.